Molecule: messenger RNA, 540 nt
Organism: Purpureocillium lilacinum
Lineage: Eukaryota; Fungi; Ascomycota; Sordariomycetes; Hypocreales; Ophiocordycipitaceae
Product: protein transport protein bet1
Biological process (GO): endoplasmic reticulum to Golgi vesicle-mediated transport
Source: RefSeq, a predicted model, not a curated record
AUGGCGCAGAGAUUCGGCGCCUCGUCGCUGCACCAGCGCGACUCGCGCAGCGCCCUGUUCGAGGGCUACACGGGCGACCCCUCGAAGACGCGGCGCACCACGACGGCGAGCCCCGCGGCGAACGGCUACGGCUACGGCUACGGAUACGGAUACUCGGGCAACGGCGGCGGCGGCGCGGACGGCGUCGGCGGGGGCAGCAGGCCCGGCAGCGGGUUCAGGCCCGCGACGCCGAACCGCAGGGGCCAGUAUAGCGAUGCGGUGCUCAACGAGCUGGAGAGCCAGAACGACGCGCAGGUGGCGGGCAUUCUGGGCAAGGUGAAGACGCUCAAGGACAUGACGGUGGCCAUUGGCGACGAGAUCCGCGAGUCCUCGGCCCUCGCCGAGAAGAUGAACAACUCGUUCGACUCGACGCGCGUGCGCCUGCGCGGCACCAUGAACCGCAUGCUCAUCAUGGCGGAGCGCACGGGCGUCGGCUGGAGGGUCUGGCUGCUCUUCUUUGCGGCCGUCGCCAUGCUCUUCUUCUACGUCUGGCUGUUUUGA